Exaiptasia diaphana is the source of this 385-nucleotide messenger RNA. Its product is annotated as signal recognition particle receptor subunit beta. Bases 16 to 309 code for a protein of 97 amino acids. Lineage: Eukaryota; Metazoa; Cnidaria; Anthozoa; Actiniaria; Aiptasiidae. The transcript has 3 exons. The record is from RefSeq and is a predicted model, not a curated record.
UUCAUCAAAGACAAGAUGGCCGUUCCUGGCGGAUUUGAGUUAUUUGACGGUCCAAAUGGCGGUGUUUUAGCAAUUGCCAUUGGUACAUUAAUAGUUCUUAUUACAACAUUACUUCUGUUCUUCUUGAGAAGAGGAACUCGAAAAGGCAACCAUGUACUGUUAGUGGGUCUYACUGAUGCUGGUAAAACACUAUUAUUUAGUAGGCUGACAAGUGGUAAAUAYGUCAUGACUCAUACUUCUAUGAAAGAAAACAAAGGGUCCUGUAUCUUAGCUAAUGGGAAAGUAAGUCUUGUCAGUCAAAUUAUAUGAUUUGAACACUUUCAUGUUUAUGCAGAGCUUCAAAAUCAAAUGUUUGUAAAUAUUGCGGAUUGCAUAAUGACUGUGC